Molecule: messenger RNA, 582 nt
Organism: Pediculus humanus corporis (human body louse)
Lineage: Eukaryota; Metazoa; Arthropoda; Insecta; Psocodea; Pediculidae
Product: unc-13, putative
Exons: 4
Coding region: 1-582 (193 amino acids)
Biological process (GO): synaptic vesicle maturation; presynaptic dense core vesicle exocytosis; dense core granule priming
Cellular component (GO): presynaptic membrane; presynaptic active zone cytoplasmic component; neuromuscular junction
Molecular function (GO): calmodulin binding; syntaxin-1 binding; diacylglycerol binding
Source: RefSeq, a predicted model, not a curated record
AUGCGUGAGGCUUUGGCAGCGGAAGAAGGGAGCGUGGGAGAAGUUUCGAUUCAAGUCGAUUUGUUCACUCAUCCCGGUACCGGAGAGCAUAAGGUCACGGUCAAAGUCGUAGCGGCAAACGAUUUGAAAUGGAAUUCAAUCAGCGGAAUGUUCAGACCUUUCGUCGAAGUUAAUCUCAUCGGACCACAUUUGGCCGAUAAGAAAAGAAAACACGCGACGAAAUCCAAAUCAAACAAUUGGUCACCGAAAUACAAUGAAACGUUUCAUUUCAUCAUCGGGAGCGAAGAUCAAUUGGAUUAUUUCGAAUUACACAUUUGCGUGAAAGAUUAUUGUUUUGCAAGAGAUGACAGACUCGUCGGUGUGGCCGUUUUGCAACUCAAAGACAUCGUCGAACAGGGAUCGUGCGCUUGUUGGCUUUCUCUCGGCAAGAGAAUACAAAUGGACGAAACGGGUUGGACGAUUUUAAGGAUUUUGUCGCAGAGGACAAACGACGAAGUGGCAAAAAAUUUCGUCAAAUUAAAAUCCGAUAUACGACAAGAAAAUCCACCUCCUCCUUCUACUCAACAACCGGCAACUACUUAA